Messenger RNA from Dromiciops gliroides (monito del monte), 259 nucleotides. It is a transcript of the gene FDCSP, whose product is annotated as follicular dendritic cell secreted protein. The transcript is spliced from 3 exons. The record is from RefSeq and is a predicted model, not a curated record. NCBI's taxonomy places the organism in Eukaryota, Metazoa, Chordata, Mammalia, Microbiotheria, Microbiotheriidae. Bases 11 to 259 code for a protein of 82 amino acids.
GCAGAGGACGAUGAAAGCCUUCAUGAUCAUAGCUGUCAUCGCUAUUACUCUUGGUUCCCUUGCUGCUCAGGAUCAGGAACGGGAAAAGCGCAGUCUGAGCAGUGAAAGUGAUGAAUUGCGGCCCUGGUUUUAUAGGCCCCGUUACCAGUAUCCAUUUGGCCCCUACCAACCUUUUGGUUACCCUGGAUAUGGAUGGCCAAGGUAUUAUUUCAUUCCAGUGCCACCUCCAGCAGUAGCUGCUCCUCCUAAUAAAAAAUAA